UUCUCUUUCUUGAAGUUGAAGUAUUUGAAAAUUGAAAAUGAGCGGAAGAGGAAAAACCGGUGGCAAAGCGAGAGCGAAGGCCAAGACUCGCUCCUCCAGAGCAGGGCUGCAGUUCCCCGUCGGCCGUGUUCACAGACUUCUCCGCAAAGGGAACUACGCAGAGCGCGUCGGUGCCGGAGCUCCCGUCUAUCUGGCGGCUGUGCUCGAGUAUCUGACCGCUGAGAUCCUGGAGUUGGCUGGAAACGCCGCGAGAGACAACAAGAAGACCCGCAUCAUUCCCCGUCACCUGCAGCUGGCGGUGCGCAAUGAUGAGGAGCUCAACAAACUCCUGGGUCGAGUGACCAUCGCUCAGGGCGGCGUGCUGCCCAACAUCCAGGCCGUGCUGCUGCCCAAGAAGACCGAGAAACCCGCCAAAGCCAAGUAAACCGAGUCCGCUCUGCUUCUCCAACACAAAGGCUCUUUUAAGAGCCACCCACUUCAUCUGACAGAGAGCGAUUUACUUUAUUUCACUACUUCCUUUAUUUCACUACUUCCUUUAUUUCACUAACACACACCAUGUGUGUGCUUACAUAAGAUAAAUAAUGCGCUAACUAAACGUACCUUAACUAUUACUGUUAACUCUUGACUCUUAUUCACUUGGGUAACGAAUCUGUUCAGUAAUUUAAGACCGACAAAAGGAUGUACUCGGAGUAACGGAGUGCAGAAGAAAGUCUACUUUCACCAGCACUUUUUAAUGCCUGCUGAAAACCCAAGAUGGAGCAGAGCAUGUGUUCUGUAAGACUGAAGGACCAUGCUUUCAUGAUAAAUUUGAUGUAUACAUUUAUUCUCUGUUGGAAGGUUCAUAGAAUGCUAUUAUAAUGCUUUUGUCAAAACAUAGGCCUACAGCGGUGCUCUAUCAGUCACCAACGAGAAAGUGUUUAUUUUAUUGUACUGUUUUGUGUUUUGCUG
Molecule: messenger RNA, 948 nt
Organism: Carassius gibelio (silver crucian carp)
Lineage: Eukaryota; Metazoa; Chordata; Actinopteri; Cypriniformes; Cyprinidae
Product: histone H2A-like
Exons: 1
Coding region: 38-424 (128 amino acids)
Cellular component (GO): nucleosome
Molecular function (GO): protein heterodimerization activity; DNA binding; structural constituent of chromatin
Source: RefSeq, a predicted model, not a curated record